Molecule: messenger RNA, 3506 nt
Organism: Punica granatum (pomegranate)
Lineage: Eukaryota; Viridiplantae; Streptophyta; Magnoliopsida; Myrtales; Lythraceae
Source: RefSeq, a predicted model, not a curated record
UCAAAGUUCCGGUGGUCGGAAAAGGGCAAAAGUUCCGUUUCACAUACGAAUUCUGCCGCCGCCGUCAACGUCAGGAAACAAGACAGAACACCUCUCUCUCUCUCUCUCUCAUCAUCUCCUCCACAAGCCAACAAACUAAACCCUUUGUAGAAUUCUCCUCAAACCCUCUCACUCACUCACUCUCUCUCUAUGUGGCAUGGCUUCGGUGGCUGAUACGUGGACUCCGAGCUGCCUCCAGCUCCGAUUCGCCCUCGGGGGCGCCAAUUUCCGGAGGCUCUCGCCGGCGGUUCUCGUGAGGACUCGGCUGAGGAAGCUCGACCGUCGAAUUCGAGUUUUCUGCGUAGCUCAGAACGAAAACGGAGCUCAGAGGAGCCGCAACUCCGGCUCGUGGGCGGGGCCGGACAAUGGAGCUGAUUCACUGUCCGGGUGGUCUGGGUCGGGUAAUGGGCAGGAUUCCGAGCCUGGACCUGAGGAGUUGCAGAAGAAGAAAUCUUUUGGAGUGGCUGUUGGAGCUGGAGUUGUCUUUGCUGCUGGGCUCACGUUUGCAGCUUUGGCUGUUGGCAAGAGAAGCACCCUGAGGCCUAAGCAAGAGAUGGAGCCCCUGACGACACAACAAGAACUAUUCUUGGUUCCUGAAGAUCAGAAUGUUCACGUUCAAAAGCAUGAAGAGGAGGACAAGCAUAUAAAACUUGAAAAUAUUGACCCAGAAAAUGAGACAGGUAUAGACACAGAUUCUCCAUCUCUCUCUGAGAAAAAUAGAUCUGGAGAUGAUUCCGUGCUCUUUCAAAUCCCAAAUGAUGGUCAUGUCUACACUGGUACUGAUGCCUCCCAAAGUCCUCAGCAAGAAAAGUUGCAGGAUGAAGCAAAUAUUGUUGCUGAUGUUUUAGUUGCCCCCAGUACACGUUUAAGCUCCGAAUUAUUGCCAGACUCAGAGAAAGUUGAUGCUUUGGCUGCUUCUGGAAAUACAGCUUCAUAUAACAGCCUUGAUAGUGGGGUUGUUGAUUCAAAUCACACACCAAAAGAUAAGCUGGGUAAUGACUAUACAGCUGAUGAGAGUCUCAAAAAUGACGUGGCUGACCACAAGGAGGAUGGACCGUUAAAGGAUGCCAAUUUAAAUUCAUCAUAUCAGUCUGGCAAUAUUGAUCACUUUGAAAGUGAUUAUGAGGAGAAAACUAUAGAAACUCAGCUUUUGUCAGAAAGUGACACGUCAAAUAUGGCUACACCUGAAGAGAUCUAUGAACAGGGUAGAACGCCUGAAGUUUUUGUCCAAGGAACUAGUUCAACCAUGGAAGUGCAUAAUUCAGGUGAAACUCAUUCAUUUGGAACUGUAUCCAUGUCAGCUCCAGCUAAUACGUUGGCUAAAGAGCAAAUAAAGAACGGCCAACAUGAGACAAAUGAAAGUAAAUCUGUCUCAGAAUCUCCAAGUUCUUUGAAUAUAUUCUCCUCUGCUGGUAUACCUGCUCCAUCUGUCAUUUCUGAGGCUCUACGAGUAACGCCUGGAAAGGUUUUGGUUCCUCCUGCUGUUGAUCAAGUUCAGGGGCAAGCUCUUGCUGCAUUGCAGGCCAUGAAGGUCAUUGAAAAUGAUGUCCAGGCAGGGGAUCUUUGUACUCGUCGUGAGUAUGCCCGAUGGUUGGUUUCAGCAAGCAGUGCUCUUUCAAGGAACACAAUUUCAAAGGUUUAUCCUGCGAUGUAUAUUGAGAAUGUGACUGAGCUUGCAUUUGACGAUAUUACCCCCGAAGACCCUGACUUUGUUUUCAUCCAAGGUUUAGCAGAAGCCGGGCUUAUCUCAAGUAAGCUCUCAAGGAGAGAUAUACUUUCGUCUGCAGCUGAUGAAGAUGAGAGUCCUUACUAUUUCUUUCCUGAAAGCCCAUUAUCGCGUCAAGAUCUCGUCAGUUGGAAGAUGGCCCUGGAGAAGAAGGAGCUACCGGAAGCUGAUAGAAAGGUUCUCCACCAACUAUCUGGAUUUAUCGAUGUGGAAAAAAUUCACCCCGAUGCAUGUCCUGCACUUGUAGCUGAUAUGUCUUCCGGAGAGCAGGGAAUAAUUGCUCUUGCAUUUGGUUACACGAAAUUGUUCCAGCCAGAAAAACCAGUUACGAAAGCCCAAGCUGCUGUUGCUCUUGCAACUGGUGAGGCUGCUGAUGUAGUGAGUGAGGAGCUUGCUCGUAUUGAGGCAGAGUCAAUGGCUGAGAAUGCUGUUGCUGCUCAUACUGCUUUAGUGGCUCAAGUCGAGAAUGACAUAAAUGCAAACUUCGCGAAAGUGCUUUCAAUCGAAAGGGAGAAGAUUGAUGCAGUAGAAAAGAUGGCUGAAGAAGCGAGGAAUGAACUGGAGAAUUUGAGGGCCAAGAGAGAGGAGGAUGAGAUUGCCCUGAUGAAAGAGCGAGCUGCUGUUGAAUCAGAAAUGGAAGUUCUCUCUAGGUUAAGAAGGGAAGUGGAAGAGCAACUAGAAACUCUUAUGAGCAAUAAGGUGGAGAUAUCCUAUGAGAAGGAAAAGGUUGAGAAACUUAGGAUGGAUGCAGAAAAGGAAAGCCAAGAAAUUGCUCGCCUACAAUAUGAGCUGGAAGUUGAGCGUAAAGCUUUGUCGAUGGCUCGGGCUUGGGCUGAAGAUGAGGCAAAGAGAGCAAGAGAACAUGCGAAAGCCCUUGAGGAAGCUAGAGAUCGGUGGGAGAGACAAGGUAUCAAAGUUGUCGUGGAAACAGACCUCCAAGAAGAAGCUUCUGGUGGAGAUACAUGGGUGAAUGCGGCGAAGGAGUACUCUCUGCAAGGCACUGUGAGCAGAGCUGAGACUCUGGUGGAGAAGCUCAAGGGCAUGGCAGCGACUGUCGUGGGAAAGUCAAGGGAAGUUAUCGACAAGAUUGUGAACAUAAUCUAUGUGUUGAUUUCUAAAUUGAAAGAACGGUCUCGUAAUGCCUUAACUAGGGCCGAGGAACUUAAAGAUGUUGCUGCUGUGAAGACGAGCACAUCAGUGGAAGAGUUGAAGCAUCGAGUGGGGGACAUAAACCAGAACCUCAGGGAGGGUGCGAAAAGGCUCGUGGGAGACUGUAGAGGAGGAGUCGAGAAACUCACCCAGAAAUUCAAAACAUGAACCCCUGCCCUUCUCUUUCUUUCAGCAUCUUUUCUCUCGUGGUGAUCAACUGGCUAUAAGGUACGAUUAAGUUCCCCUUUUGCUCCUUAUUGUAACAGAUGCUUGUCUAGCAUCCUGGAAAUAGAUGUAAGACAAGUUUUGGAGGAAAAUGCAUAGGUCAUCAAUCAUCAGGCUCCGCUUACAAGCUUGGCGGCUCACAAUUCCGCGUUCUGUUGUCUGUGGGUAGUAUACGACCGAAUAAAAUUCUCAUGUGAGGUACAUUUUAUGUACAAUGAAUAAGGAGGGAUGGGAUUUCGGAGGAUUCUGCCAAUUGUUUGGGGCAGUUUGUGCAAGACCUUCGAGUUAUUGGUUGGAUCCCCGUGAAGCCCCGAACAGUUGUUACGACGAACUCAAUUGAUGGAAAGAAUAUUCUUCUUGUGCAUCA